Messenger RNA from Penicillium daleae, 801 nucleotides. Its product is annotated as EI24 domain-containing protein. The transcript has 3 exons. Lineage: Eukaryota; Fungi; Ascomycota; Eurotiomycetes; Eurotiales; Aspergillaceae. Gene Ontology annotation, cellular component: ascospore wall; lipid droplet; prospore membrane. The record is from RefSeq and is a predicted model, not a curated record. The coding region runs from base 1 to 801 and encodes 266 amino acids.
AUGUCGGAUAAGCUGAAGAGCAUGGCCGCGGCCGAGGCCACAAGCGUUCGUGCAGCAUCACAAGAUGUCCUCAAAUCAGGCGCGUAUCUCUACCCGAUCAAGGGAAUCAUCUACUUUGCAACCCACAAAGACCUCUGGGGCCCUUUCAUGUCUCGUAUCGGGCGCACCCUUAGCUUGGGAAUGGGCGUUACGUCAUUCAUGUUCUUCUUUACCUACGUGCCCCAGAUGGCCAUCAUGGCAUUUACAAGUGGUCCAUUAGCCGCGAUUUCUGCAGGUUUGCUAGUUCUCACUGAAAGUGCGACCAUAACCAACCUCCUGUCGCGGUCUUUCGUUGUGCAAGAGGCGCUCAUUGACACAUUUGAUGGCACGCUCGUCGCCCGCGGUCAGGAAUCUUUGGUUUCCCAGGGUCGUCAGCUCAAACCUCGAUCAGGUAGCAGGGAUACGGUGGCGAGACUGGGCAAGAUUAUCUCGCGUCCACUUUCCAGAUUCACGCCUCAGACAAUCUUUAGGUCUCUGAUCUAUCUACCCCUGAAUUUGAUUCCGGUUGUCGGGACAGUACUUUACAUUGUCGUUCAAGGCAAACGAGUCGGACCCGUGCUGCACACUCGGUACUUUGAGCUCAAGGGUUGGAAUGCCCGGCAACGAGAGGAGUGGAUUGCAAACCACCGGGGGGCUUAUACCGGACUGGGCAUAGCGGCAUUUGCUCUAGAGAUGAUUCCAUUCGCUUCAAUUGCUUUCUCGUUCACCAAUGCAGUUGGGGCAGCGCUGUGGGCGGCAGAUCUAGAGAAGGUAUCAAAUUAA